AUGGAUAGGGAAGCUCUAGUCCUUUCUGCUUACAGUGCUGAUAGUUCCAUCUCGGAACCAGAUCGAGUUGAGACCUUGGAAGGGAAGGGAUUAAUCGGAGUUCAAAAGGAAAAGCACGGAGACUACGGGUCGGAUAUCGGCUAUUCGGUCUACUUCCUAAGUCAGUCCGCAAGCAUACAGGGGAGAUGCAAUCCUGAAGAAGCACAUGAUUAUCGGUCGACUGAUAGCGUGGAGUGGAGAUCUACUCGCGAUUCAUCUCAAACAACUAUUCAAAAACAUGAUGACAAAGCAUCGAUAAUGCCAGAAAAGCAUGCACUUGAGCUUGUACUCGAUACACUGCAAAGGAGAGACAAUUAUGAAAUAUUUGCCGAACCAGUUGAUCCCGACGAGGUGGAUGAUUACUCUGAAAUCAUUAAAGAGCCGAUGGAUUUUGGGACGAUGAGGGCUAAACUACACGAAGGGAUGUACGAGAGUCUUGAACAAUUCGAGCAUGACCUGUUUUUGAUACCAGAGAAUGCAAUGCAUUUCAAUUCAUCAGCCACCGUUUAUUUCAAACAGGCUCGUGUUCUAUACGAAUUAGCAAAGAAGGUUUUCGAUGCCCUUAAAGCGGAUCCGAAAAACUUUGUUUCUAAAUUUUCGGGUACGACAAGGAGAUCGAUGAGGAAAGCACUUAUGAACAGAAGCAACGACAAAGAGACGUGUCUCAAAGACACGAAAACUCGUCGUAAUGUUUUUUCCAAGUGCAACAGCAAUAGGAACAACAAUCGAAAUAUCAUUAGUCAUACAUCUAACAACAAAGGGGGAAGAGAAGACAGAGAUGACAGGUUAGUCGAAUCAGCAAUAUUAUCAUGUAAACGUCGCCAAACGCAUGAUUAUGGGUCAUCUUCAUCCUUGUACCACCUAUUCCAACACAACUCAACACCAUCCCUUGUGAUGAUGAAGAAUGGGGGAGAGUAUAGCUACAAGGAUAGCUUAAUGUUGUUUGUCAAGGAUUUGGGACCAACAGCACAAAUGGUUGCAAAGCGCAAGUUGUUAGGGGACUCGAGUAAUAAUGCUCGGGUUGAGUUGAGCUCCACAUCUAUUGCUCCCAUGCAAGAGAAACCCAAUGCUCGUUUAUCUGAUCAAGUAUUGUUAUUUAAGACCUUCCGAGACUUUGCUCCAACAGCAGGCAACAAAAGCAAUCCUUUACUCUACCUCCACAAAAAAAACCCAGUAUUUGCUUCGACUCAAGAUACUCAAAAUGAUACUCGAAAUGCGGGAGAGAGAGUAAAAAUAAGUUGUGACCAUGAAUUCGGAGUGAAACAGAAAACCGAGAUGUUCCAUAGUAGUCAUUGCAACAGUAGGAUCACCAAAAAAGACGUUCCUAGUAAUAGUAUUAGAUCAUCGGAUGAUAAUGUUCGGCCAGUCAUACUAGCUUUAGAGAACUAUUGUCAUUCUAAUACUGCAAAUGCAAUGGAUUUUAAGUUGAGGAACAAGAGAAUGUUAACAAUAGCCGCUGAUGAGCAGCAGAGGGGGAAUCCAUCAUCCAACUCCUUCAGUUUCGACCUUUCUUUUCUAAGAGCACGCCUAAAUCAGAUGAAAGCACCAACACCAUCACUUUACAGAGGAGGAUUCAAUUUGGCAAUCGAGCCUCCUAUUCCAAAUAACAGUUCAUUCGAUUCUCACUUGCCCCUUCGGCUUCUUUAA
Striga asiatica is the source of this 1686-nucleotide messenger RNA. Lineage: Eukaryota; Viridiplantae; Streptophyta; Magnoliopsida; Lamiales; Orobanchaceae. The record is from the annotation of a GenBank genome assembly.